AUGGCCGAGGAGUUUCUAGACACGCAUUUUGGAAAACAUGACCCGCAACCGUUCGAGGAACCAUUACCUUUAUCUAUCGGUGGUUUGCUAGACAAAGUUUUCUGGUAUCGAACUUUGGCUUCGAAAAAGAAAACAUCCGCUCCCGGUGAAGACAACCUUUCGUACGAAUUACUGACCCAUCUCAAACCCGCGGUUACCGAAAAGAUAAUUGAAUUGAUCAACGACAUGUGGAUGAGAGGAACUCUGGACGAAAGUUUGAAGAUAAUUAAGGUGAUCGCCAUACCAAAACCUGGUCGAGACCAGAGCACCGUAGCAGUGCAAGAUCGACUUAAUAUGAUUAAGGUUCUAAGUGGGGCAAAACACGGUGCACACCCGGAAUCAAUGAUAAAAAUCCAUAAGGGACUCAUUCGUAGCACAAUGGAUUACGGGAGCUCUGUGUACAAUAACGCAAGCAAAAGUAACCGCAAUAUUCUUGCUGUCGUCAACAACCAAUCCUUGAGAAAAGUCACGGGAACUACUAGAAGCACACCUAGGAACGUACUGGUCGCUCUUAGUGGUCAAGAGCCGGUAGAUCUUAGGAACACAUAUAUCGCUUCGAGAGAAAUCUGUAGGCAUAUGUCAAGAAAUAAUCUGAUCGCGCGUCAAUUAAGAACAAUCGAAUUACCAGACGAUGUGAACAAAUGGAAUCAGUUCACCUACAUGGAAAGAACUUAUUGGAUGAACAGAGAACUAUUCGAUAGCAUUCAAUCCAUCGAGCGUUCUAGCAACCUGUUAAAAGUCGAAGUAUUUCCAUUUUUAGAAGGGCUAACGGUAUCGAAACAAAACUCAAAUCCAAUGAGGCUGAAGCAACUGGCACUCUUCGUUAUGAACGGCAGAUAUCGAGGUCGUUGCCGUGUUUUUACAGAUGCCUCUAAGGAUGGGUCGGUUUGUGGUAUAGGAGUUUUUGUAGAACAAACAAGAACGAGAUUAUCACAAAAGCUUGCUAAAGAAACCAGCAUCACCUCUGCGGAACUAUUAGCUAUCCACAAAGCCACAGAAAUGAUCGACCAGCAGUGUCUCGAGGGAGCCGUGAUCUACACGGACUCGCAAGCGUCGUGCCUGAUGUUACUUAACGCACAGGAAUCCAAGGAAGCCGAAAGUAUUUUGCUGAAAAUUCUACAAAACUGUUCACGACAUCGGAUCACCAUCCAAUGGAUACCAAGCCAUGUCUCUAUUGGUGGCAACGAAGUGGCAGAUGCACUGGCAAAACACAGUCUCCAGUCAGGACAGGUGAUCGAAAACGGGUACAUGCUUACGGAUGGUUUCAACGCUCUGAAGAAAAUACUGGCUGAAAGCACAACAGAUUGGUACACACGUUACUCUACUGAAAAAGGAAAAAUUUUCCAUACGAUACAACCGGAAUUUUCCACCGCACCAUGGUUUGUGGGAAAGAACCUAAACGGAAAAGAUGUAAGGCUACUAAAUCGCUUGAUGGCCGGCCACGACUUUUCCAAGCACUGGCUGGCGAAAAUGAAAAUAAACGACGAUGCUGACUGCGAACUUUGCAAAGUACCUGAAACUUCAAAUCACAUCAUUUUCUGCUGCCCACGUUUCGCCACGACAAGGAGGAAGUACGAUUUCUAUACCAAGUACACGAAUCUGCAGGAGCUAUUCAAAUCUAAAGAAAUAUCCCAUUACGAAGAAGUAGCUAAAUUCACCAAAGAAAUCAAAAUUGAUUUGUAA
Molecule: messenger RNA, 1722 nt
Organism: Uranotaenia lowii
Lineage: Eukaryota; Metazoa; Arthropoda; Insecta; Diptera; Culicidae
Exons: 2
Coding region: 1-1722 (573 amino acids)
Molecular function (GO): nucleic acid binding; RNA-DNA hybrid ribonuclease activity
Source: RefSeq, a predicted model, not a curated record